AUGUCUACAAAGAGAGUUCGGAAGCUGGGGAUUAGCGAGUAUAUUGUUCAGACUCUGAAUUCUUGUUCUGCGCGUCAGCCGUAUUUCGACGAGAUCUACCGCGCUUUGCCGUAUGGAUCCAAGAUUGUUUUCGAAAAUAUUGUGCCUUUCCCCAGUCAACCGCAAAUUCGAAUCAUUCCAGAUAAUACAUAG
This is a messenger RNA of Trichoderma atroviride IMI 206040, 192 nucleotides long. The record is from RefSeq and is a predicted model, not a curated record. Lineage: Eukaryota; Fungi; Ascomycota; Sordariomycetes; Hypocreales; Hypocreaceae.